UGGGAGUUGGAGAGCGCAGAGCGGAGAUUGAAACUGACCUGGAACUUCAGUGGCGCCGAGACUUGCCAGUUUCACUCCAGGAACUUUUCUUUGCAGGAGGGAGGAGAGAAGGGGUGCAAUCGCCCCCGCUUUCUGCUCUCUCUUCCCCUCCUCCUCUCCAGUUCGCCUUCCCCCACUUGGAGCGGGCAGCUGCGGGCUGGCCCCCGCGCGCCUUCCUAAACGCUCGUCCCUGCGGCCGAGUGACGCGCCAGGCUCCCCGGGAGCUGCUCGCCCCGCGCCCGGGCCGCCGAGGGGAGAGGAGCCCGCGCCUCGAGUGCCCGAGCCGCCGCGGCUUCUCGCCUUUCCCGGCCACCCGCCCCCUGCCCCGGGCCUGCGUAUGAAUCUCCUGGACCCCUUCAUGAAGAUGACCGACGAGCAGGAGAAGGGCCUGUCCGCCGCCCCUAGCCCCACCAUGUCCGAGGACUCGGCGGGCUCGCCCUGCCCUUCGGGCUCCGGCUCCGACACCGAGAACACGCGGCCCCAGGAGAACACGUUCCCCAAGGGCGAGCCGGACCUGAAGAAGGAGAGCGAGGAGGACAAGUUCCCCGUGUGCAUCCGCGAGGCCGUCAGCCAGGUGCUGAAGGGCUACGACUGGACGCUGGUGCCCAUGCCGGUGCGCGUCAACGGCUCGAGCAAGAACAAGCCGCACGUCAAGCGGCCCAUGAACGCCUUCAUGGUGUGGGCGCAGGCGGCGCGCAGGAAGCUGGCCGACCAGUACCCGCACCUGCACAACGCCGAGCUCAGCAAGACGCUGGGCAAGCUCUGGAGACUGCUGAACGAGAGCGAGAAGCGGCCGUUCGUGGAGGAGGCGGAGCGGCUACGCGUGCAGCACAAGAAGGAUCACCCGGACUACAAGUACCAGCCGCGCCGGAGGAAGUCGGUGAAGAACGGCCAGGCGGAGGCCGAGGAGGCCCCGGAGCAGACGCACAUCUCGCCCAACGCCAUCUUCAAGGCGCUGCAGGCCGACUCGCCGCACUCCUCCUCUGGCAUGAGUGAGGUGCACUCCCCCGGCGAGCACUCGGGGCAAUCCCAGGGUCCACCGACGCCCCCCACUACCCCCAAAACUGACGUGCAGCCAGGCAAGGCCGACCUGAAGCGGGAGGGGCGCCCCCUGCCAGAGGGGGGCCGGCAGCCCCCCAUCGACUUCCGCGACGUGGACAUCGGCGAGCUGAGCAGCGACGUCAUCUCCAACAUGGAGACCUUCGACGUCCACGAGUUCGACCAGUACCUGCCGCCCAACGGGCACCCGGGGGUGCCGGCCACGCACGGCCAGGUCACCUACACGGGCAGCUACGGCGUGAGCAGCACGGCGGCCAGCCCGGCGGGCGCGGGCCACGUGUGGAUGUCCAAGCAGCAGGCGCCGCCGCCGCCCCCGCAGCAGCCGCCGCCGCCCCCGCCGCAGCCGGCCCCGCCGCAGGCGCCCCCGCAGCCGCCGCCGCCGCCGCCGCAAGCCGCCCCGCCGCAGCCCGCCCCGCCGCAGGCGCCCCCGCAGCAGCCGCCGCCGCCGGCGCACGCGCUGGGCGCGCUGGGCAGCGAGCCGGGCGCGGCGCAGCGAACGCACAUCAAGACGGAGCAGCUGAGCCCGAGCCACUACAGCGAGGCGCAGCAGCACUCGCCGCAGCAGGUCGCCUACAGCCCCUUCAGCCUCCCGCACUACGGCCCCGCCUACCCGCCCAUCACGCGCGCGCAGUACGACUACAGCGACCCCCAGAGCUCGGGCGCCUACUACAGCCACGCGGCGGGCCAGGGCUCCGGCCUCUACUCCACCUUCAGCUACAUGAGCCCGGCGCAGCGGCCCAUGUACACGCCCAUCGCCGACACCUCGGGGGUGCCCUCCAUCCCCCAGACCCACAGCCCGCAGCACUGGGAACAGCCGGUGUACACACAGCUCACCAGACCCUGAGAAGAGCUCGCCCGGGGCGGGGGCCGCGAGGCUGGCCGUGAUGAUCGCAGAAAGAACCGAAGAAACAAACGCGCGACCCUUUGGACAUUUUUUUUUUUUUUUUCUUCUCUCUCUCUCUCUCUCUCUUUUUUUGUUUUUUUUUUUAAAGACACGUUAACGCUGAAGGCGACUCGGACGCAGAUCCCAAGACACUAAACGUUGAGCUAUCCAGACGCAUCACCGCCUUGUCGUUAGACCGGUGGCCAGCUCACUCUUGGCUAGAAUGGACCGGCGGAACCGACGCCGGAACUGGACUGGAAACCUUCAAAGCGGGCGUGGAGGACGAUGGAGAUUCUCUCGUGUGACCAACUUUGCUCAGUUCUCUCUGCCUGUUUGGACUUCGUAAUUAUUUUUUAGCAGUAAUUAAAGAAAAAGAAAGUCCUCUGUGAGGAAUAUUCUCUAUUUUAAAUAUUUUUUAGUAUGUACUGUGUAUGAUUCAUUACCAUUUUGAGGGGAUUUAUACAUAUUUUUAGAUAAAAAGAAUUAAAUGCUCUUAUUUUUCCAACAGCUAAAACUAGUUUGAACAGCGUGCCCUAGCUUUUCUUGCAGCCAGAGUAUUUUUGUACAGAUUUGCUUUCUCUUACAAACAAACAAAGGAACGAAAAAACAGCAAAAAAAAAAAAAAAGAAGAAAAAAAAAAAAGGAUGUGUGUUAUAUUAACCUGCAGAAGCCGCAGAUUUGUGUUACUGGGCAGUUUGGGGAGGGUGAGCUUUGCUUAACUCCUCAGGCUUUCCAAUUCAAGGAAAAGUUGCCUUAGAAAGAAAAAUCAAGGCCUUAUUUUGCAAAGACAGAAGUAAACAAUAGUCUAGAGACUAUUGCGUGAGCAUCUGGUAAGCUUUAUCAUAUAUAUGUUUUUUAAGCAAGAAAAAAAAAAAGCCACCUUAAA
Dama dama (fallow deer) is the source of this 2867-nucleotide messenger RNA. It is a transcript of the gene SOX9, whose product is annotated as SRY-box transcription factor 9. Gene Ontology annotation, cellular component: nucleus. The transcript has 3 exons. Gene Ontology annotation, molecular function: RNA polymerase II cis-regulatory region sequence-specific DNA binding; DNA-binding transcription factor activity, RNA polymerase II-specific. Lineage: Eukaryota; Metazoa; Chordata; Mammalia; Artiodactyla; Cervidae. The coding region runs from base 377 to 1942 and encodes 521 amino acids. Gene Ontology annotation, biological process: negative regulation of transcription by RNA polymerase II; positive regulation of chondrocyte differentiation; heart development. The record is from RefSeq and is a predicted model, not a curated record.